Molecule: messenger RNA, 1149 nt
Organism: Adineta ricciae
Lineage: Eukaryota; Metazoa; Rotifera; Eurotatoria; Adinetida; Adinetidae
Source: the annotation of a GenBank genome assembly
AUGAUAUCGUUAGUUGUGUUUGAUCAUGCCGAAAUGAAAAAAAUCAUCGCCAUGAAUGAGCCUGAACUUUCACAGCAAAAAACCACUUUCCGUUCAUUACAAUCACGGCGAAAACGGCGAAUAGCACUUCGCAGCCGCUUUUCGAAAAUUGAUUCAUUUCGACGAUUAGCAUGGAAUAAUACUAGUCCUAAACAGCUUGAACAUGCCGAAGCACAGCUAUUGUCAAUCUUGAAGACCAAAUUCGAUGGCCGUUAUGUCCCUAUUAUGAAUAAUCGAAUUAAUAUCUGGACGAUUUUCUCGAAUGUCAACUCGGAUAAUACUCCCAUUGUGCUUUUACACGGAUUUGGUGGGGGUGUCGGCUUAUGGAGUUUGAAUCUCGAUCAUCUAUCUUGUGAACGUCCUGUUUACGCGAUCGACUUACCGGGAUUUGGACGUAGCAGUCGACCAAUAUUUAGUCUCGAUCAUGAAGAAGCCGAAAAUCAAAUUAUCGAUAUGAUAGAAGAAUGGAGAAAGGAAAUUGGAUUAGACAGACAGUUCAUUCUACUUGGGCAUAGUUUUGGUGGAUUUCUAAGUUCUUCCUAUGCUUUAAAGUAUCCAAAAUACGUUAAACAAUUGGUGCUAAUUGACUCGUGGGGUAUUGCGCAACGUCCUGAUGAUAUUUGGCAAACAGGACGUUUACAACGUGUGCCUGUGUGGUUGAGAUCAUUUUCAUCGGUUAUGAUGAAAAUGUCACCAUUGACAGGAUUGCGAGCGGCGGGACCGUUAGGCGUUCCUGUAAUCAAAUACUUUCGCGGAGAUCUUCGAACGAAAUUCGAGAAACUGUUCAAUGACGAUCGCAUAUUAAUAUAUCUAUAUCAUUGUAAUGCUCAACUACCAACUGGAGAACAAGCCUUUCGAACAAUCAGUGAUUGCUUUGCUUGGGCUAAAGAUCCCAUGAUAAAUCGAAUUCAUUCAUUAGACGAACGAAUUCCCAUUUAUUUUCUCUAUGGUGAACAAUCAUGGUUAACUGCAGAUGCAUCUCUUGCCAUCCAAGAAAAACGGCCGAAUGUCUUCGUAGAGACUGUGAAAAACGCCGGUCAUCAUAUCUAUGCCGACGCACCCGUCGAAUUCGAAAUGUAUCUGAAGAAAAUUCUCUGCAAUAAAGAGUGA